This is a messenger RNA of Heterocephalus glaber (naked mole-rat), 2398 nucleotides long. Lineage: Eukaryota; Metazoa; Chordata; Mammalia; Rodentia; Bathyergidae. The record is from RefSeq and is a predicted model, not a curated record.
GUGGAGGGGUGGAAGAUAAAGCAGCUUCGACUGCCUAGAAAACCGUGCUGCCUCGCCUUGGCUACUCAACGCUGGGCGGCCUUGUGAAGCGGCUCCACCCGGCAACCUCGGGUCUCUUAGCGGCCAAGUCGACGCCUGUUCUUUUCCUCUAUUGGGCUGCGGAGACCAGAAGGAGGAAUCCAUAGCUGUGGUCGCCAGAGCAUCCGCUGCCCACCAGCGGAGCCUAGGUAAAGAAAGGGAACAUUCCCUGGCGCAGAGAGGGGAGGGGUAAGUCCCGCCAGUCCAGGGCGGCUCCAGCUUGGAAAAAUCUGGGAUUUCGCGGCUGGAAAAGGAGCAUUUCCAUGGCCCGACUGCGCUGAAGAGCCCCUCAAAGCCGAAUCUGAACUUGAAUUCCAUACAACUGAUUGUAGAGCUGGUGUCAAUGCCCUGAGCACCCGGAUCUGCGACCCUCUGUGGACGGAGUCAGACCAUACCGCGGAAGCGAGCUUUCUCACCGAGGGCACCAGUUGCAGAGGCUGGAAGUAAAAUAAAGGCGCACUCCUAUUUCUGAACUUGUUCGCUAAUGAAGUAGGAGGAAGAUUGAGCCUGCUGCACACCUGCUGAUUACGCUUUUGUUUUUCCUGAAAAGCUUGAGCACCUUGUUGUAUUCAGAUACCCUAUCAUCAUCAGGCAUGGCUAGCAUCCUUGCCUGUGUGGGUAAUAGACGGAGGCAAAACACAGCCUUGCCGCCUUGGGCCCAUUCCAUGCUGAGGUCCCUGGGGAGGAGUCUUGGUCCUUUGAUGGCCACCUUGGUAGAGAGAAACAUGAGGUUGUUCUCUGGGAGGGCAGUGCCAGCCUACGGGGAAGAAACCUUUGAAAACUGGCUGAUCCAAGUCAAUGGGGUCCUGCCAGAUUGGAAUAUGUCUGAGGAGGAAAAGCUCAAACGCUUGAUGAAAACCCUUAGGGGUCCUGCCCGGGAGGUCAUGCAUGUGCUGCAGGCUGCCAACCCCAACCUAAGUGUGGCUGAUUUUUUGCGGGCAAUGAAACUGGUGUUUGGGGAGCCUGAGAGCAGUGUGACUGUCCAUGGUAAAUUUUUUAACACCCUGCAGGCACAAGGGGAGAAAGCCUCCCUUUAUGUGAUCCGUUUAGAGGUGCAGCUCCAGAAUGCUAUUCAGGCAGGCAUCCUAGCUAAGAAAGAUGCAAACCAGACUCGUCUGCACCAGCUCCUGGUAGGGGCUGAGCUGAAUAGGGACCUGCAUUUCAGGCUUAAGCAUCUUCUCAGGAUAUAUGCAAAUGAGCAGGACCAGCUUCCCAAUUUCCUGGAAUUAAUCAGGAUGAUAAGGGAGGAAGAGGAUUGGGAUGACACUUUUAUUAAGUGGAAGCGGCCCAAAAGAUCUGAGUCAAUGUUGGAGAGAGCAACUAGCCCUGUGGCAUUUCAAGGCUCCCUGCCAAUGGCUACUGGCAGUGCUGACUGCAACGUGAUAGAAAUAGAUGAUACUCUCGAUGACUCAGAUGAAGAUGUGAUCCUGGUGGAGUCUGAGGACCCUCCACUGUCAUUCUCUGAUGCCCCACCACUGACUGGCUGGGCCAGAUCUCAGGACCACAUGCUGGUCACUGAUUCUCCCAACAAUGGCGGAGUUCAGUCUCCUUCUGCUAGUGGUGGUUCUGGGCAUAACAAUAAUGGUCCUGGAGAUAUGUGUAGAGCCAGGAAACGAAAAUAUACAAUGUACUGUUCUUAUUGUGGGGAGGAGGGCCACUCAAAAGAAAUCUGUGACAAUGAGAACAAGGCCCAGGUUUUUGAGAAUCUGAUCAUCACCCUGCAGGAGCUGACACAUACAGAGGAGGAGGGGUCCAGAGAAGCCCCUCAUGAAUUGAGUGACCCCGCUGAGCCACAGUAAGAUGCCAACCCCCAGCUUUCAAUGAACCCUCUUCCCUAUAUUCAAAGUUCAGUGAUGGUAAAACUGGGGGAGGGGGACUUCUCAUUGCAUGAAUUAAUCUGCAAAACAGCUUUCUUUUGGGGUGGAGGAGAAAGGUUCCGGAGAAUAAAGGAUCUGGCUUACCAGUAUGGUGGAAGGGAAAGGACUCAGCUCUGUCCUUUGUCUCUCUCCCCACUGCCUAAGAGUCUAUUUUCUGUGUGUGCCCAUUUCCUUGAUAGCUUUUUUCUUUUUGUGAAAGUGUUAUAUAAUUCACUGUUAAUCUUUAAGAACAAAUUACCCAAAAGUCUCCACCCUCAUAUAACUAUUGUCAGCCCUUUGGUGAAUGUUCUAGAUUUUUCCCUAUAUCUAUGUAUCCAGAUACGCAUGUGUACAGAUAAAAAUGGUCAAGUGAUGUUGUAUAUGCUGUAGUUUUUCACUAAACAAAAUAUGUUGUGGGCUUCUAUGUCAAUAAAUAUGUAUCUAUAAAUCAGCAUCUACUUUAA